UGACCAAAACCCCCCUGUCCCUUUUGUUCGACGUAAUGGUCGCAUGUCAUUAUCGGCCGCCAUCAACCUGCAAGUUUCCUGGCACGUACCUGGGUACGGUUUCCAGCUUUGACCUAUCACCCUAUUCCUGCGUCAGCGAUGCGAUUCAAAGCGGCUGUUGCUCAAUCAAAACGCCUGCCCCACCCUCCUUCCUCUUCCGCUCAAUUAGUUAACCUGCACAGUCAGGCAACUCCUCACAACUUGAACUUCGGUUUCUCUCCACAGCCACCUUCAACGAGGACUGAACCUCAACUGUAAAUUCCCACCAUGCCGACAACUCCCAACGCCGCUUCCAGCAACCACUCGGUCUCGAUGUAUGGUUUUCCAAAUCCGGCGCCACUCGCGGGAAGGAGCCAGUUCAGCCAGUCCUUCGCAAGCCCUGGCUCGCCCGCAUCGUCUUCAAACGUAGAUGACAGCUUUACCUGUAAAAUGAGAGACCGCCAAGCGAGGGGUAAGGACCCGUAUCAAUCCGGAGACGGCUCUGAUGGCGGCAAUCUCAGUGGCCGUGAGUCGGGUUCCGGGACAAGGUUACGGCUCGGCAGUGGUCGUGUUGAGAAGGAAGACUUCUCUCGGGUUGAGAGCCGGAAAAAGGCCAUCGCCUUCCUUGACAACCCGGAGCUUCUCAUGAUGCACGCGCAAUCCACAGGCGAGAGCAUCGCAGCUGCUCGUCUUCACUUCACAAAAAUGCUUUGCGGCUACGACGAGGAAUAG
Messenger RNA from Chaetomium fimeti, 750 nucleotides. RefSeq lists its product as uncharacterized. The transcript has 3 exons. NCBI's taxonomy places the organism in Eukaryota, Fungi, Ascomycota, Sordariomycetes, Sordariales, Chaetomiaceae. The coding region runs from base 307 to 750 and encodes 147 amino acids. The record is from RefSeq and is a predicted model, not a curated record.